CAGAACCAAAUGGGCGUAAAUGAUCAGAUACCAUGGUGUAAAGAUUGCCGCUUUCUGCCCUGGCUUCCGUUCCCACGGCUCCUCCAACAAAGAGCACCUGCCGUGCCCGUGCUAGCUCUCAUGUAGUAGUCAAGUCAUGGAGUGGCAGCUCACCGUCCCAUCUCGAUCGCGCUGACUAGCAGCUCCCCCAAAGUUGAAAACCUGCCGCCCUCUGCCCCGCAGCGCGAGUGAUUUCUUUCUUGGCUCGCCCACGCGCGCGGCAGCGUCAGGUGCCAGCAGCCUGAUGACCGCCUGCGCCGCUGCUUGCCUGCAGGGCUCUGCUGCUGCCGCUGCUGCCCUUAACACUGGCCGAAGUGACCCAUCCUCUGCGCCUGCCACCCCCCCUACCUCACCUUAAUUCCAGCGGAACCCCACGCACUGCCCCCGCCUGACGCGCCCUCAAGUGUGUGCCGCGUCUUUCUUUCCGCUGCUGCUCCCCAGCCCACCUCAGUCCUCCUCUGACACUCCAGCACAAUGCGAGCUGUAGUAGCUAGCCACGAGCAUUAAACACCUCACGCACAGUGUGAGUCCCUCCUUGAGCAGCAAGAACGUCUGCCAUUGCCACUGAGACCUGAGCUCUUGUAACACUUGUGCUGUGUUUUCGGUUGAGGUUGAGGCCGGAGAUCGAGAUGAUGCUGAGAGGGGCGCAAGGCGGCGGCGGCGGCGGCGGGAGGUGCCUGUUCACGGCGUCGCAGUGGCGGGAGCUGGAGCAGCAGGCGCUCAUCUACAAGUACAUGGCCGCCGGGUCGCAGGUCCCCCACGAGCUUCUCCUCCCCUUCCGCCACGCCGCCGCCGUCGACACCGCCCCCUCCCUCGCCUGCUUCCCUCCUCCUUCUCAUCCCUCCCUGGGGUGGGGGUGCUACGGCCCGGCGGCGAUGCAGUACGGGCGGCGGGCGGAGGACCCGGAGCCAGGGCGUUGCCGGCGCACGGACGGCAAGAAGUGGCGGUGCUCCAGGGAAGCCUUCGGGGAGUCCAAGUACUGCGACAGGCACAUGCACCGCGGCAAGAACCGUUCAAGAAAGCCUGUGGAACCCCCAACUCCCCCUUCCUCCUCUUCUUCUUCCUCCUACCGCCCGUCCGCGCUCUCCAUCUCGCCGCCGACGCCCGCCGACGCCGCGCCCAACAGCAACAGCUCCUACGGCCACCAAUUCCUCCGCCCCGGCCCCUCCAGCGUCAGCCCUCUCCAGCUCCACCUCGACGCGCCGUCUCCCCCGCCGUCCUACCACAGGUACGCGCAGCCGCAGCCGCCGCAGUACUCCACCUCGUCCUUCUUCCCGGCCGGCCACGGGUACGGGUGCGAGUUCAAGCCGGCAGCGAUGCUGGAGCAGCACGAGGAGGCGUUGUUGGCCAGGCGCCGGCUCGGGGCCGACCUGAGCCUGGACAAGCCGGACGCGGCGACGUCGGAGGGCGAGAAUAAGACGAAGUCGCUGCGGCGGUUCCUCGACGAGUGGCCGCGCGGGGAUAACAACGGCGACGGGCGGUCGUGGAUGGACGAGACGACGCAGCUCUCCAUGUCCAUCCCCGCGGCCUCGUCCCCGGCCGCCGACCUCGCCAUUGCCGCGUCGCGUUACCACCACCACAACGGAAAUGAAUAAGCUGCGCGCGGCUAGAGAAUUUGGUUUGAGAUCAUCUGAAGUCGGAAACCAGUGAGUCUAGCUAGUAGUCGUAGGGUGCCCUGGUUUGAUCUUGUUUGUUGUUGUUGUAGACUUGUAGUCGAUCUUUAUCCGGUCUUGGGGUCAUUUAUUUCCGUGUAACCGUUUCGUUCGACGACAAAGAAAGAAGAAGAAAAUCCGACUCCGUCUCUCUGGCUAGUUUGGAGAUGAA
Molecule: messenger RNA, 1863 nt
Organism: Brachypodium distachyon (stiff brome)
Lineage: Eukaryota; Viridiplantae; Streptophyta; Magnoliopsida; Poales; Poaceae
Product: growth-regulating factor 2
Exons: 3
Coding region: 669-1634 (321 amino acids)
Biological process (GO): regulation of DNA-templated transcription; developmental process; DNA-templated transcription
Cellular component (GO): nucleus
Molecular function (GO): ATP binding
Source: RefSeq, a predicted model, not a curated record